Molecule: messenger RNA, 13026 nt
Organism: Stomoxys calcitrans (stable fly)
Lineage: Eukaryota; Metazoa; Arthropoda; Insecta; Diptera; Muscidae
Gene: btv
Product: cytoplasmic dynein 2 heavy chain 1
Exons: 34
Biological process (GO): microtubule-based movement
Cellular component (GO): dynein complex
Molecular function (GO): minus-end-directed microtubule motor activity; dynein intermediate chain binding; dynein light intermediate chain binding
Source: RefSeq, a predicted model, not a curated record
AAAUGAGCCACAAAACCAAAUUCAUCAUUAACACAUCAGUUGAAUACUUCUCGGCCCGUCAACUCACCGGUUUGACUUUGGACGAACAAACCGCCAGAAUAUUAGAAUUUUUGGAAAACGAUGAACUCACUGUAAUCUCAGCCGUACAUAAUCAAGAUGAGGAUACAAUUAAAUUUCACCAUGGCAUACCAAACGAUGAGGUAUCCUUGCUCUUCUACAAAAUACCGCAGGUAAACGCUCGUACAGGCAGUGGCGGAGGAGCACUUGGCAUUUUGACGCUCGAAGGAGGUUUGGUCAAAUCCAUUUACAAUUCUGUUUCACGUGUUUUUUCACCGCAUGCAAAUGUUCGGAAAACCGAAUAUAGUCCGGAGUUAAGUGGUUUACUGGAAAAUCUACAUGUUUCACUUGGCUCUACAUUGGGUUUACCUCAAAGUGGUAUUACCUCCAUUAAAGAUGAAAUCAAAUAUUGGAAACAAAAAUUAAACCAAAAAUCUAGCUCGCGAAUAGAUCGCGAAGCGGCCCAGAUGUUUAUGGGAGUGCUGGAAAAUAUUGAUCAGCAAAUAAGUUCCAUAAACUCCAAUGGAGGCAGCAGCAUUGAAGAAUUUCUCGAUAGUUCACACAAUAACUUUGAUGAACUUUGGCGUUUACCCUAUCAAUUCCCCCAGAAUCGUAUGGCUGAUAUUAUGGAUGUCAUAGGCAAUCAUCUGAUAGAGACUUGCCUGGAACAGUUACUAGGUGAGGAUAUUUGGUCUCUCAAUAGCUCCCAUGUCAAUAGUUUGAUGAGCCAAUGCAUUGAUACCGCCGAAUCAUGGAUACAAUUAUGCGAUUCCUUAACUCGCCUCUUUUGGCCCAAUUAUGUAAAACACCCCUGGGUGGGAGAGGCUCAUGUACCCAAAAGAGCCGAACAAUUUAAGGAACGUGUGUUGGAAAUACGCAACAUUAAGAAUUUGUAUAAACAAAUUUCCACCCUGCUGCAUGACAAUGAAAUGAAGGAAAUGCUGCAAAAUGAUUCACCCUUCAGAGAUUUCAAUAUAUUCGACACUUCGGCCAUGGGUCAAACCAAAUGGAAUAAGGCCUUGCAAAAUUUCGAACAAUUAUUGCAACCCAUAGAUGAGCGCAUAGCUGCUGCUCUUAAAGGUCAGCUGCAUCAUCAUUUGAGUAAUCCUAGGCAGGUGAUUUUCAUUUUCUCUAAAUAUGAGACUUUGAUUCAAAGACCCACUGUCUUGGAGCUAUUGACCAUAGAGAGGGAACAAUUCUUGCAGUCAUUACAAAUUCUAUUGCAUGAUUUGAGAAAGGCUAUGACGGAUACAAAUAUGGAACCAGAUACGGGACACCUAUCGGUUAUAUGCAAUGAGUGUCGUUGGCUUAAGGUGGUGCAACAUCAGAUCCAAGAAAUUGAAAAGGUUAGCCAUCUUAUAUCAGGACGAGAAGGCUUUGAAAAAAUCAAUAAAGCAGUUCAAGAGAUUAAAGAGGAGACCGAAUCAUUGCUAAGAACCAAUUUCGAAAUAUGGUGUGGCCAACACACCACCGCAGUAAAGUCGGGAGAUCUUCGUUUACGUGACGAUCAGCCUGUGGUUAAAUUCGAAAAGGAAGGACGUCAACUAAUGCGAGUAACCUUCAAUCCCAAGCUGGUAACCUUCUGCCAAGAUGUUAGAGAAUUUGAAAACAUGGGUUACAGUGUGCCCUCAGAGUUGCGAACGGCCGCUACACAUGCUGCAAAAUACAUGUGUUAUGCUCGAAGACUACAACAAAUUGCAACCUUUCACAAUACCAUAGGAGAUCGCAUGAUACCAUGUCAGAGACCUAUUAUGCUUAAGAAUGCCAUGGAGUUGUCCAAGUUGGUACACAGUGAAACUGUGGCCUGGAAUGAUGAAGAAUCGGUUUUAAGAUAUGUCAAUAUGCUACAAGCUGCUGUCUCCAAAUUGUCAACUGAUAACACCUUAUUGGUGGGCUAUCAUGAGCAGGCCAAAAGAACGGUGGUUAAACUCAUGAACACUGAUCUCUUUACCCAGAGUCAAAUAUGGAAGGAUGAAAUGCGUCACUUACGUGAAUUGGUAGCCCAUUUAGAGCGUCAAUGUUUUACCAAUCUCGAUGCCUUCAAAUUGCAUUGGGAUCAUCAGUUGUACAAGGUGCUGGAGUACCAGUAUAUCAUUGGUUUGGUGGAUAUGAACAAUAAGUUGCCGGAUAUACAUAUUAAAAUAGCUUUUCGGCAACGCCAACUUUGUUUCAUGCCACCCGAAGAGGAAAUUCGUGAACGUUACUAUACCCAAUUAAGACGUUUCAUAGAGAGGCCCUGUGGCUUUCGUGGACUAUCAGAGAAGGGGCCAGAGCUCUUUAAGACUAUGGUGGAAAAUAACCGACACUAUUUUGGACCCUUAUACGAAAAGGCAGAAGAUCUAUUUGAGAAAUUGGCGAAAUUCAAGAAAAUAUGGCUGCCAUGGGUGGCGCUGGGAUGUGUAGACAUUGAAGAGUUGUGUGGCAUACAUCUGCAGGUGGCCGAUGACUGGGAAAGAGAUUUUCGAAAAUGUAAAAAUUUCAGUCAGAAGAUUGCCAAAAUACAAAACAAUGAGGAAGCCAUUGACUGCAUUGUCAUCGACAUAUUACCCUUGCGUUCUGAUAUAGAACAAAUCAGUCGCCGCUAUUGGGAAGCUUUGUCCCACAGUCUGCGCCAGUCUAUACUCAACGAUAUUUCGGUGAUACAAGAUUUCCUACAAAAUGCCUUACAAUUUCUGGAAAAUGUACCCAUGGAUGAGUCAUCCAUUACCGAAUCGGGUAUGAAAUAUGAAAAAAUAAUGACCGAAUUGCCCAAGGUUACCGAAACACUGGACUUGGUGAAAUCCAAAGACACUUGUCUGGCUGGCUGGUGUAAGGAGCGUGUCACCUCAUUGGCAGGCAUUUUAACACAAUGGGAAAAAUUACAGCCCUUAUUGGAGAAUCAUGCAGUGAUAUUACAACGUCAAGUAGAUAUGAUUAAGGAUCAGGCUCAAACUCAAAUACAAAAUCUACGCAAUGAGGCUGAUAAAUUCUUACUACGCUGGGAAUCCACCAUAGCUGAAUUGCAAGCCAAUGAAGAAGCUACUUUGGAGAUGUUCAAAGAACGCCAGGAAUAUUGGCAAGAGAUUUUGAAAAAGAAGGAUCAAUUACUAGAGGAAUGUGCUAAAUUCAAUAUGAUCUUCCCUGAAGAUCUGUUGCAACCUUUCGAAGAGAUAAAUGCCACCAUGAACGAACAAUCCAAGGAGUGGAUUAUCUAUGAUGACUACUUGAACGAAUUGAAUGGCAUUUUAAGUGAAGAGUGGGCCAUCUAUCGCCGCCGACCUUAUAUACUAAACGAAUUCAUAUCGAAAUGGGAGGGUUCUGUACAUGCCUCCAUAGAUUUACCCUCGAAAAGAAUACGCAGCAGCGUUGAAAAGAUACAGACCCUAAUGCCUUUGCUACAACAAUUGCAAUCGGAUUCAUUGACCGAAAGACAUUGGGCUAGAAUUUUUCAACUGCUCAAGAGGGAUAAUGUGAAAAAUUUGCAUAAUUUUACUUUGGAAAUGUUGCUGGAAAAUCAAGCUCUACUGCAACAAAAUGCCCAGGAGAUCACUCAAAUUGUGAGACAAGCCUCAUCGGAACAGGUAGUGCGUCAGGCUUUGACUGAACUCGAUCAAUGGUCUGUUACUGCUCAAUUGAAAUUGAUACAACAAAACGAUUCAUCGGGACAAUCAAUAUCGUUGAUUAAAGAUUAUCAAGAAGUUUUAAAUAAAAUCGGAGAUAAUCAAUCUCUGUUGCAGUCUGCCAAAAAUUCAGCCGCCUUUGAGGCUUUCUCCGAUCAGGCAGAGCUAUGGGAAAGCCGGCUGAAUUCCUUGGAUGCCAUAUUAACAAGUUUGAAUCAAUCACAAAGGAGAUGGGUUUAUUUGGAACCUGUGUUUGAGGCUGGCACCUUGAAGAAUGAAGAGGCCUUGUUUAAACGCAUUGACAAAGAUUUUCGUUAUAUUAUGAGAGAAAUUCAAUCGGAUCCUCGUGUCAUCUCGCUAAUGAAGAUUAACAACAUAACAACCAUAGUUAAGUCACUGGAGACGCAACUAACCAGAUGUCAAAAUAACCUGAUGUCUUAUAUUAUGGACAAACGCAAUUCUUUUCCCCGCUUCUACUUUUUGGGUGAUGAUGAUCUGCUAGAAAUACUUGGUCAGGCCUCUAAAGAUCCUGAGGUUAUACAGAAACACAUUAAAAAACUUUUCCCUGGCUGCCAUCUCUUAGGCAUAAUUCAAGGUACUAGUGGCGAUCGUGUACAUUAUUCCAUAGAAUCUUUGAAAAGUUCCGAAGGAGAUAUUCUAAGGCUGAAAACACCCAUCGAAAUGAAAGGACCCAUUGAGAACUGGUUAAACUCCUUGGUUGGCACCAUACAACUUACCCUCAAAGAACACAUUGUCCAAUGUUGCAGUUCCUAUCCUCCCGAUGGGUUCAAUGAAAACAUUCUGCAAAACUAUGUGUCCCAAGUGUUGUCUACCACGCGUGCCAUACAAUUCACCAGGCAGGCUGAAAAGGCCAUUCAAACAAUGGCUUUGCAGAAGCUAUUGCAAACACUCAAUUCAGAAAUUGGCAAAUAUUCCGCAUGGAAGCAUCAAACGCAGGACUCACUAUUGCAGAUAAAAUUACGUUCGUUACUCUUUGACUUGGUGCAUUAUGUGACAAUUGUCGAGGAGCUGAUACAGAACAACACAAUGCACCUCAAUGAUUGGCAUUGGCUGGCUCAGCUGAAAUUCUAUUUAGGGGGAGAUGUGGGAGCCCCAAAUGCCGUGCAUAGCAAUAGAGGCAAGGAUAUGGCAGGUGAUGUGGGUGGUGUGGGUGGCAGCAACAAUCGUUCUACUGUUAUUGUGCGUAUGGUUUAUGCAGAAUUCGAGUACUCCUAUGAGUUUUUGGGUAAUCCCAAUAAGUUGGUCAGCACACGUUUAACCCACAAAUGUUAUCUCAUUUUGACUCAAGCCAUGCAUAUGGGAUUGGGUGGUAAUCCCUUUGGUCCAGCCGGUACAGGCAAAACCGAAUGUGUCAAAGCACUGGGAGCCAUGCUGGGGCGUUUGGUGCUUGUAUUCAACUGUGAUGAGAAUGUCGACACCGAAUCAAUGGGUUUGAUUUUAACCGGCCUAGCGCGUUGUGGUGCCUGGGGAUGCUUUGAUGAAUUCAAUCGCUUGCAGGAGGCCACACUCUCGGCCAUAUCGAUGCUAAUACAGCCCAUACAGUAUGCGUUAAAGGAUAAAACGGAUGUUGUUCAAAUUGCCGGAAAGAAUAUUAAACUCAAUCAUCAUUGUGGUAUAUUUGUAACACUUAAUCCGGCUGGCACUGAGUAUGGAGGACGUCAGAAAUUACCCGGCAAUAUACAGGCACUGUUUCGGCCAAUUGUCAUGCAACAGCCGGAACCGGGUGAAAUUGCACGUGUCAUGCUGUUUGUGGAGGGAUUUAAGCAGCCAACUGAAAUUGCCGAGCGAGUUGUGGAACUUUUCGAUAUGUGUGCAAAGAUAUUGACGCAACAACGCCACUAUGAUUGGGGCUUGAGAGAAUUGAAAACAAUUUUGUUAGCCUGUGGUGAGGGUUUGAGGACCAACAUAGACCACCACCACCCCCACGGCGUUAGUGAAGAAGGUGCUGAUGGAGAUUUUAAUAAAAUGGAAAUGUCCGUGGUGGUGCAAUGUUUACGCAGCUCCACCAUGUCCAAGUUGGCCCUACACGAUGUCACACGCUUCGAUAUGUUGCUGCACAACGUAUUCCCGGAGAUUGCCAAUGCCACCACCCACAAAUCACCUCUGCUGCAUACCAUUAGAGAGGCCUUUGGAUCGCUGGGUUUGUGUUUUAAUGAAAUGCAAAUGAUUAAAUGUCUCCAACUCCAUGAACAGCUACAGAAACGCAUGGGUGUUGUGGUGAUGGGCCCACCGGGCUGCGGCAAAUCCACUAUUAUUAGUGUAUUACGUCAGGCUUUGAUUGCACAAACAUCAAAGUCAUCAUCGGAGCACCAUCAACACCCGCAGCCACAACAGCAAAUACGCAUUCACACCAUCAGCCCCAAGUCGAUGAGUCGCAUACAGCUGCUGGGGCGCCUUGAUCCUGACACCCGUCAAUGGCUCGAUGGCGUUUUGACACACACCGCUGUCGUUGUGAACGCUGAACCCCAACACAUACGCUCUUGGAUUGUAUGCGAUGGCAGCAUUGAUCCGGAAUGGAUUGAGGCUCUCAAUUCCGUAUUGGAUGACAACAAAUUGCUAACUCUACCCUCCGGUUGGCGCAUACAAUUCGGUAAUAAUGUCAAUUUCAUAUUUGAAACUGAUGAUGUGCGAAAUGCUUCGCCUGCAACCAUUUCACGUAUGGGAAUAGUCAACAUGAACAAUGAAGAUUAUCCCUUAAAAUCAAUACUCGAGUAUCAACUGACAAAAUUUGAAUUUAGCGAUUUGCUACAAAGUUACAUAGAAGAAUUGUAUGAGCCUGCUAUGGAAUGGCUUGAAAAGGAAAGCGCACAGUAAAACCAAAUCAUAUUGUUUAGUUCUUUGCCCUGCUUAACACGUUCCUGGAUGUUACGUGCUUUACUACUACAACUUCGUGGAAAUGGUGACUAUGCCCUACAAAAUCGUGAGGCAUUCACCAUUUGUGCUUGUCAUGCGGCUUUGGAAUUUCUGCCAGUAGAACGCCACAAUGAGUUUGCAAAUUGGCUCUUUGAAAAGGCCAAUUUGUAUGUGACCAAUCCAAAUCAUUCUGAAUUGAUGUUCUACAAUACGGAGCGCAAUUGCGUCGAUACGUAUGAGAGUGAAAUCGCCGCCACGGGAAGCUUUGGCGAUGGCAACAAUGUUGGUGAUUUGGUACCCACGGCUGCUGUUAAGAUGUAUUUGCAGCAAUUAAAAGCGUUUUUAGAAGCACCCGCAAAUACGCCAUUCCUAAUAAUAGGGCCAGCUGGAGCUGCAAAAAGUUUGCUGGUGGAACAGGCCACAAUGGAUAUGUCGGGUUAUGAUUUGGUCACAAUUAAUUGUUCUACACAAUUGACACCGUCGUAUAUAAUACAUUGCAUAAAACAGAAUUGCAUGGCUGUAAGUGGGGUGCGUGGCCGAGAGUAUAGAGCGAAGCAGACACGUUUGGUUAUCUAUUUGAAAAAUUUGGAUCUAUGCUAUGUGGAUGCUUGGGGUUGCAGUGAAAUUGUUGAAUUAUUGUUGCAGCUAGUGCAGCGUGGUGGCGGUGGCAAUAGCAAUUUGGAAUGGAUAAAUGUAAGUGGUUUACAAAUAUGUGGUUCCAUUUCACAGGCGACGACAACAGCUGCGACGGCUAAUGCAAGUUUAGUGAAAAUUGCACCGCGUUAUUUGGCCAUAAAUCACAUGCUGCAUGUUAGCUAUCCCACCCAACAGGAUAUGCUGGCUGUAAUACAAAGACAUUUGGAGCAUUUACUUUUGGGCCAUCAUCAGCAUCUUAGUCAGGGCGCUGGAGCUCACUUCAAAGGCAUGAAUUUGCAAAGUGUGCAAUACAUUUCCGAAGGUUUAAUGGAAUUUUAUGCAAAGGUUUGCAGAGCUGUGGGCACCAAUGGUUACGCCACUUGUGCUCACUAUCAAUUUUCACCAAAAUUUAUAAUGAAAACAUUGGCAAAUCUCAAAUUCUAUCCCGAGCAUUCUUUCUGUGAGGCCUUAUAUUGUGAAUUGGUUUCCAUGUUCAAGGAUCGUUUGGUGUGCGAAGAGGAUGCUGAUAAAUUUGAAACGAUUUUAAGACAAUCGUUGAAAAAAAUUGCUGGCAAAGACAAAAUUUACUUUGUGCCCAAGACCACCAAACACAAUGUGGAGUUGCAGUCGCUACAACACGAUGAAUGGCUCGAUGAGGUGCAGAAACAAGUAACCAUUUGUAAUUCUGAAAGUUUUAUCGUUGAUGCACCCAUUACAAAAGAACUGCUAGAACAAACAGCUAAAGUAGCACGUUUAUUGGCACGAAAUUGCACACACAUCCUGUUGGUGGGCGAGGCAGGUGGACGUCAAAUGCAUGCUGCACAUGUUGCUGCCUCCAUGCAACAGGCAAAGAUACAAAUGCUACAGGGCGGUUGCAAUUACGGCCUAAUAGAUUUCUACAAUGAUUUGAAGUUGGCAAUGCAAGUGGCAGCCAUGGAGAAUCAAUGUACAUGUUUGGUCAUUGAGCAUUGUUGGUUAUCCUAUGUGCCGGAUAUAAUGAAGCCCAUUGAAGCCAUACUGGAAGGCAGUGAAAUAUUGGAUUUGUUUGGCGAUGAUUUAGAAUCGAUUGCAAGUUCAUUGAAGCAUGCAGCCCAAUUGGAAGGCCACCAAGAGUCAAUAGGUUCUUACUUUAUGAAACGAGCCCGAGAGAAUUUACAUUUGAUAAUAUGCCUGGAUCCGUCGAACAGCAAUAUCUCAGAAUAUUUUCAAAAAUACCCUGCUUUAUAUAAAAACAUGGAAAUGCUGUACAUACGAACCACGUCUCAUGAAACUUUGACUAUGCUACCCAAGAAAUAUGUGGAAACUUUAAGUGAUCUUUCGAUUUCCACUGCGAACUCCUCCAAAGAAAACGUCCCAGUCUCUUCAUAUUUUGCUGAAAUCUUAGACACCUUAUAUGGCAAUCAAGCUCCACUAAGAUUUUAUCAAUUGAUAAAAUCCUAUUAUUACAUUUAUUGUAAUUUAUCGGGAGACAUUAACAAAAGAUUGGAAAAGUUACAGCAUGGCGUUGAUAAAUUGGCCUCUGCCCAUGCUGUUGUCGACACUCUCAAAUCAAAUGCCUCUCAACAGGAGGUUGCUUUGGCUGAGAAACGUAAACUGGCCAACGAAGCAUUGGAAAUGAUUUCGUCGACCAUGAGAAAUGCCAAUGAACAAAAAUCCAAUAUGUUGGAGUUGAAGAAACAAACUCAAAUCAGCAGCGAAAAGCUCAAGGAAAGGCAAAAAGAAAUUCAGGAAGAGUUAGCAGAAGUCGAGCCUAUACUGGCAGAGGCCAGUACAGCUGUUGGUCAAAUUAAGUCAGAAGCCCUAUCGGAAAUACGUUCGUUAAGAGCUCCUCCGGAGGCAAUACGCGACAUAUUAGAAGGAGUGUUACGCCUAAUGGGCAUACGUGACACUUCAUGGAAUAGCAUGAAAACCUUUUUGGCCAAACGUGGCGUUAAAGAGGACAUACGAUCCUUGGAUCCAGCCCGCAUCAAUCCAGAACAUUGCGAGGCAGUGGAAAAACUUUUGGCCAAUAAGGCUGACUCGUUUGAUAUGAAAAAUGCCAAAAGGGCUUCGGCAGCGGCCGCACCUUUGGCGGCAUGGGUUAAGGCCAGUGUACGUUAUUCCAAGGUAAUACAGAGCAUAAAACCUCUAGAAAGGGAGCAACAGGAGCUACAACGCAACCUUGAUGUGGCCGAAGGUGAAAUGCAGUCCCUAAUGACUGGUUUGGAUGAUGUGGAUAAUCGUGUCAAGCAGUUGUCGGCCAAAUUGAAUGCCUACACCCAGGAAGCUGCGGUGCUGGAAUUAAAACUAGAAGAGGCUCGCAAUACUUUAACAGCAGCAGAGGUACUGGUGCAACAAUUGAGUUCUGAGUAUCAUACAUGGAAUGUGCAAUUGGAGGAAUACAAGGUGACCUACAAGACAUUGGAUACGAAAUCUUUAAUGAUGGCCUUGGCUUUGAAUUAUUUCUCCCACAUGUCGCUAAAACAAAGAAGCUCCUCCUUUCAACAGUUGACCAUUGAGUUACAAUUGAAGGAAUCCUUUGACUUAUACAAAACCCUUCUAACCGAUCAGGAGCAGAUCAUUUGGGAGAGUAUGGGUUUGGCCAGGGAUGCCCAAAUCAUAGAGAAUGCUGCCUUAUUGAGGCAAAUGUUGCAGCUGCCGUUCGGUUCUUAUCCAACACCAUUGCUAUUGGAUCCCACCGAAACAGCCCUCAAUUGGCUGCGAGAAUACCUAAAGUCCAAAGAUAAGCCAUUCGAGGUUAUCUCACAAAACAAUCAAAAGUUGAACUACAAUUUGGAGUUGGCCGUUAGAUUUGGUAAAAUCUUCAUUGUGGAAGAUUCUCAGGAGUUGAGGCCUCCACUCAUGCAAUUGGUUACAAAUAAGGUCUAUAUGAAAUUCAAUAAAAAGCAAAUCGAAGUGGGCACCAAACUGGUAGAUCUACACGAACACUUUCAAUUGGUUUUGGUGACAAAGACCCACAAGUUGGGCAUACAACCGGAGACUUGUGCCUAUAUCACCUGUAUGCCAUUUACAGUGACUGCAGUGGGUCUAAGCGAUCAGCUCAUGUCUAAGGCCAUAAUUAUGAAAAAUCCUGCUUUGGAACAAAAACGUGUGGAGCUAUUGAAAAAUGAGGGUGUGCUAUUGAAACAAAGAAUCGAUUUGGAGGAUAAGCUAUUGGAAGAGCUGUCCUUGGCCCAAGGUGACAUUUUGAAAAAUGAAAAACUCUUGAAAACCCUCAAUGAAGUGAAAGAGAGCAGCAGCUUCAUUGAUAAAUCCCUAAAGGAAAGUUCUCAAGUCAAGGACACCCUGUUGGCUGACUAUACCCCAUUGAGGGAUUUAUGCUCAAAAGCCUCCAAAUUCUACAUUAAUUUGUCACAUUCCUACGACUUGUCAUCUUUGAUCUUUAUUAAAUUAUUCCUUAAUGCUUUGGAAUUGCAUGAUAUAGGCGGCUCGGCAAAUUCCAAACAAAUGGAAAGAGAAUUCUAUGGACAAUUGGUUAAGGAGACUUUCCAAUAUUUGGCUAGAUCCAUAUCGAAAUAUCGUCAUUUGCCCUUGGCCUUAUAUGUCUGUAGGACAGCCUAUCCGGAGCGCAUAAAAGAUGAAGAAUGGGAACUUUUUGUUACGAAUUUCAUGUCGGCGGCUGAUGGUAGUGGUAUCAGUAGCGCUGGCAGUGGCAUGGCUCGCUCACAAUUAGCCGAGACAUUUGGCAAAGAGGCAGCCAUCAAAUUACAAAUUCUUCUAAAGCAAAAGCCGGACAUGGAAGAUAAGUUGCAAUUGCAUAACGGCGGUUUAUGGAGAAAUGUCAUCGAGGGAAGAGCUACAGAGAUUCCAGUGACUUCUGCUACCAACUUUGAAAAACUUUUACUUGUGCUCAUACUUCGUCCCGAUCUGGUUACCUAUUACAUGAAAUUGACUUCGGAAGAAAUUCUUGGCCUCUCCAUAGAGUCCAUACAACAGCCCACCAUAGAACAAUUAGUCGAAGAAAGUUCCAGUGCCAAGCCGAUUCUAAUGAUAACACAAACUGAAAAUGAUCCUGCUUCGGAGAUCUUAAGUGUUGCUCUAAGACUCAAAGGCAAAGAUAAAUAUGAGGAGCUUUCCAUAGGCAAGGGAAUGGAGAAAAAGGCAAUGGAGAUUAUUCAUCAAAUGGCCGAAUUGGGUAAAUGGGUUUGUGUUAAAAAUGUCCAUUUGGUUCCAACCUGGCUGGGAGAAUUGGAAAGGGAAUAUGGUGAAAUGAAAAAGAGCCCGGACUUUCGUUUAUGGCUUAUAUGUGAAUCUACGGAGGGCUUUAGUGAAGCCGUCAUGUUUAAAUUUGUUAAAGUACUCUACGAAUUUCCCAUUGGCAUAAGGCAAAAAUGCAAGAGAAUGCUGCAAAACUAUGCUGUGGUGGAACAGGAUCGCGCCAUUCUAAAGGAGCCAAAGUUAAUGAAAAUAAGAGUGGUGCUGUUUUUGGCUUUGGCGGUACUGCAAGAACGUCGACGUUUCAUCCCCCAAGGUUGGUCCAAGAAAUAUGAAUUUGGCGAGGCGGAUCUUAAAGCUGCUCUACAACUGUUAAAGUGGCUGGAUACGCUAACACUUGGUGGACGCAUUGAUUGGUUGAUUAUGCAAAAGCUCAAUGAAAAUGUGGCCUUUGGAGGACGCAUUAACAACUUGCGUGAUCUGAGUGUUUUGCAAAAAUAUUUGCAAGAAUUCUUCAACAAUGAGUCACUGAGCUCACGUUGGGCUCCCCUAGAUGGCAAAGUUAUAAUACCCACAUCGUCCCAAUGGUCAGAUUAUUUGAAUGCUUUGACCAAAUUACCCUCUCAGGAUGCUCCGGAACUCUUCAAAUUGUCCAAGAAAUCCAAUGCUAGUCGAGAGAUUGAUUAUGGUUUGGAGAUAUUGAAAGAAUUGCGUUUGUCUUACUAUGGCUCUGGCUCCAAUGGGGAUGAUGAGCAAUUGAAUCAUCAACAAUUGGAGAAACAAAUUAAGCCCAUAUUGGCUUUGUGGAGAAAACUAGCACAGAAUUGCUCAAUAAACAUUACCGCCGAAGAGCUAAAUGAAGAUCAAAAAUCCUCCAAUCCUUGGCUGGUAUUUGUCUACAGUGAGUUAAAGACCGGAGGUGAAGGCUACAAAAUGAUACAUGCUACACUCAGUCAGGUUUAUACAGCCAUUAAAGACAGACAUCAUCAAAACGAAAACAAUAAUUUGUUAACUCCCCUAAACACACUGGCCUUGAAUCAGGUGCCGCAACAAUGGCAACGCAUAUGGCCUGGACCCUCCUCAGCUUUGGAUUACAUUAAGGCGUUCAUGCAUCGAGCAAUGGCCACGGAGAGCCGCUAUCGUACCACCCAACAUUUGGACUUUAUCGAUGCCAUAGAUCUGACCACCGUCUAUAAUUGUCAGACUCUCUUGUCUAGUCUGAAACUCAUCAAUUCCCAUAAGCAACAAAAAUCAUGUAAGAAUCUGCAAAUGGAAACACACUCUCCGGCAAUGGGACGUAGCGGCGCCGCUAGUGAAUUACAGGUGCAGCUAAAGCUGAAACCGUUGAAGGUAAAUGGUGCUGCUUUCAGUCAUGGCAAAUUAAUAAUCACCACUAACGAAGCACUCUCCGAAGAAGACCAAUCACCGGAGUUUAUCAUUACAUUUAGAGAAAAGGAAGAAAAGAAACUACAAGAUUUACGUUCAGUAUCACGAGGAGGAAAUACGGCAGCAACAACUUUGCUACCAGUCUAUACAAACAUAACAAGGGAACGACUACUUUGUGAAUUGGAAGUACCAACGGCUGAAUCGAUGGAAACAGUGCUUUUAUCCGGAGCAGCUUUAAUAGUGGGAGAUUAUUAAAGGACAAUGUGGAGAGUAAGACAACAGAUGGAAUGCUAAUAAAAAUGGGAAAUAUUAAUGCAGA